AUGGCCACUACUACAUUCUGUACAUACCUACUCCUUCUCUCCGUGUCCCUUUCAAUCUUCAACCUUAGUUCCUCUUCAUCUGAGGGAGACAUCCUUCUCUCCUUCAAGGCCUCCAUUGAAGACUCUAAGAAGGCCUUGUCUAGCUGGUCCAACACUUCAUCGAACCACCACUGCAACUGGACUGGAAUCACAUGUUCCACCUCACCUUUGCAAUCAGUAACUUCUAUCAACCUUCAGAGCUUAAACCUUUCCGGGGAUAUCUCAUCUUCUAUAUGUGACCUUCCAAAUCUGUCUUAUCUCAACCUUGCUGAUAACAUCUUCAGCCAGCCCAUCCCUCUUCACCUCUCUGAGUGUGGUUCCUUGGAGACUUUGAAUCUCAGUACCAACCUCAUAUGGGGCACUAUCCCAUCUCAGAUUUCUCAGUUUGCUUCCUUGAGAGUGCUUGAUUUCAGCAGAAACCACAUAGAAGGAAGCAUCCCUGAAAGCUUAGGCUCCUUGAAGAACCUUCAAGUCCUCGACAUGGGAAGCAACUUGCUUUCAGGUAGUGUACCUGCUGUCUUUAGCAAUCUAACUAAACUUGAAGUACUUGAUUUGUCUCAGAAUCCAUACUUGGUGAGUGAGAUUCCAGAGGAUAUCGGUGAGCUUGACAAUCUAAAGCAACUUCUGUUGCAAAGCUCUUCUUUUCAAGGGAAAAUUCCAGAUUCUCUGGUGGGCCUGGUCAGCUUGACUCAUUUAGAUCUCUCUGAGAACAACCUAACAGGUGGUGUUCCUCAGGCUCUACCGUCUUCUCUCAAGAACCUGGUUUCGUUUGAUGUUUCACAAAACAAGCUUUUGGGGCCAUUUCCAAAUGGCAUCUGCAAAGGACAAAACCUUAUAAACCUCGGUCUCCACACAAAUGCCUUCAAUGGUUCAAUACCUAACUCCAUUGGUGAAUGUAAGAGUCUUGAGAGAUUCCAAGUCCAGAACAAUGCCUUCUCUGGAGAUUUCCCCAUUGCAUUGUGGUCAUUACCCAAAAUUAAGCUCAUUAGAGCUGAAAACAACAGAUUCUCAGGACAGAUACCGGAGUCAAUUUCAGGAGCUGUUCAGUUGGAGCAAGUUCAGCUUGACAACAACAGCUUUGCUGGUAAAAUUCCUAUAGGUCUUGGCGUUGUCAAGAGCUUAUACAGAUUUUCUGCUUCUCUCAACCGUUUCUAUGGUGAACUUCCUCCAAACUUCUGUGACUCUCCUGUUAUGAGCAUAGUAAAUCUCUCCCACAAUUCUCUUUCUGGUCAAAUCCCAGCGCUGAGAAAAUGCAGGAAACUAGUUUCAUUGUCGCUGGCUGAUAACAGUCUAACCGGAGAAAUUCCCCCUUCUCUUGCUGAGCUACCUGUGCUCACUUACCUUGACCUUUCAGACAACAAUCUCACUGGUUCAAUCCCACAAGGGCUUCAGAACUUGAAGCUUGCUCUUUUCAAUGUGUCCUUCAAUCAGCUAUCAGGUAAUGUGCCAUACUCCUUGAUUUCUGGUCUCCCUGCAUCAUUUUUGGACGGAAACCCUAGUCUUUGUGGCCCUGGAUUGCCUAACUCUUGUUCUGAUGACAUGCCAAGACACCACAUUGGUAGCCUUACGACCUUAGCAUGUGCCCUCAUCUCUUUAGCCUUUGUAGCUGGAACUUCCAUUGUUGUUGGCGGGUUUAUUUUGUAUAGGAGAUAUUGCAAAGGGAAUCAAGUAGGGGUUUGGCGCUCAGUGUUCUUCUAUCCUCUCAGGAUUACUGAACAUGAUCUACUUGUAGCUAUGAAUGAGAAAAGCUCAAUGGGAAAUGGUGGGUUUUUUGGUAGAGUUUAUGUUGUGAGUUUACCUAGUGGUGAACGAAUAGCUGUGAAGAAGUUAGUCAAUUUUGGAAACCAGUCCUCGAAAAGUUUGAAAGCGGAGGUGAAAACUUUGGCAAAAAUUAGGCAUAAGAAUGUUGUUAAAAUUCUGGGUUUUUGCCACUCCGAUGAGUCAGUGUUUCUCAUUUAUGAGUACUUGAAUGGAGGGAGCUUAGGGGAUUUGAUUUCUCGUCAGAAUUUUCAGCUACAGUGGGGAGUUCGAUUAAGAAUUGCCAUUGGAGUUGCUCAAGGACUGGCAUAUCUUCACAAGGAUUAUGUCCCUCACCUGCUUCAUAGAAAUGUCAAGUCAAGUAACAUUUUGUUGGAUGAAAACUUUGAGCCAAAACUCACAGAUUUUGCUCUUGAUCGAGUCGUUGGAGAAGCUUCAUUUCAAUCAAUUUUGAACACUGAAGCAUCAUCUUCAUGUUACAUUGCACCAGAAAAUGGUUACAGUAAGAAAGCAACUGAACAAUUAGACACCUACAGCUUUGGUGUGGUAUUGCUGGAGCUAGUGAGUGGUAGGCAAGCAGAGCAAACAGAGUCAAGUGACUCACUUGACAUUGUGAAGUGGGUUAGAAGGAAAGUGAACAUCACUAAUGGGGUGCAUCAAGUUCUUGACCCACGGAUAUCAAGCACUUCUCACCAAGAGAUGAUUGGAGUGUUAGAUAUUGCACUUCGUUGCACUUCUGUGGUGCCUGAGAAAAGGCCAUCUAUGGUAGAAGUUAUUAGAAGCCUUCAAUCCCUGGAGUCAAGAACUUGCAUUGAAAAUUUGCAUGAACCAAAUGCAGAACCCUCAGUUCCAGUCUGA
Molecule: messenger RNA, 2655 nt
Organism: Sphenostylis stenocarpa
Lineage: Eukaryota; Viridiplantae; Streptophyta; Magnoliopsida; Fabales; Fabaceae
Source: the annotation of a GenBank genome assembly